Closterium sp. NIES-65 is the source of this 639-nucleotide messenger RNA. The record is from the annotation of a GenBank genome assembly. Lineage: Eukaryota; Viridiplantae; Streptophyta; Zygnematophyceae; Desmidiales; Closteriaceae.
AUGCAGCGAAAAAACAAUCAACAGCGUGUGGUUACCAGCAUGGAGAGGAAGCAGCAGGUGCUGGGUUUCGGCCAGAGGAAGCCAGUGGGGGAGCGGCAGGGCAAGCAUGGCAGUGCGAGCGGCAGGCAGACGGACUGGAAGGCCGCGGAGGAGCCUGCCAGUGAGGUGCAGAACGUCGCUAUGAUUGCACCACCACAGGAGCAGGCUGAGCAGGCAGAGCGCGCCUUACAGCUUUUUGACAUGGACAUGGCGUUCGGCCCCUGCACUGGCCUCUCUCGCUUGGAGCGCUGGCAGCGCGCUAACCGGUUGGGGCUCAACCCUCCGCCGCACGUGCGAGCGCUGCUGGAGUCUGCCUCGUGCCGUGAAGACAGCGUUUGGGAGGGCAGGGUCCGGUUGGGGCUCAACCCUCCGCCCCACGUGCGGGCGCUGCUGGAGUCGGCCUCGUGCCGUGAAGACAGCGUUUGGGUUGGGCAGGGUGUGAGAGGGGGGCGUGGGCAUGGGGGCAUGGCAUCAAGGCAUCUGGUUGCUGUGAAGGGGUCUCUCCCACUGGGAGAGGGUGGGUGGGAGAGAAAUGGCAUGGAUAGGUUUAAAGCCCAUCCCUCACGAUUGUGCAUUGUUGCACCUGGUGCUGUUCCGUGA